Messenger RNA from Lolium rigidum, 381 nucleotides. RefSeq lists its product as uncharacterized. Bases 1 to 381 code for a protein of 126 amino acids. The transcript has 3 exons. The record is from RefSeq and is a predicted model, not a curated record. Lineage: Eukaryota; Viridiplantae; Streptophyta; Magnoliopsida; Poales; Poaceae.
AUGGCAGAUGACGAUGCCGGCGUUCUUCCUCCCUACAUCGAGGAGGGCGAGGAGGAGGCCGCGGCGUCGAAGCAGCUGCGCCGCCAGCAGAGCAAGAGGAAGAAGCCUCGGGAGAGGAUGCCGUGGGAGUUCGCCACGCCAGAGGAGGAGGCCAAGGCGGAGGCGAGACUGGCUCUGGAACGCGAGCUCAUCGUGCACGACCCCAAGACUGGAGACACUUGCUUCACCCGCGUCUGGUUCCUUGACCGCACCAUCUUCGACCUCGACGAAGAGACACAAUAUGGUCCUAUGCGUUAUGUGAAUUCAACUAUUGGUGAUGACCAUAGAUUGGUUGGCUCUUUAAAUGUGCUUUGUCUCAAGAUAAUCUCCUCAGAUAGAUAA